Scylla paramamosain (green mud crab) is the source of this 3402-nucleotide messenger RNA. RefSeq names its product zinc finger HIT domain-containing protein 2-like. The transcript has 7 exons. The record is from RefSeq and is a predicted model, not a curated record. The coding region runs from base 63 to 1172 and encodes 369 amino acids. NCBI's taxonomy places the organism in Eukaryota, Metazoa, Arthropoda, Malacostraca, Decapoda, Portunidae.
AUGUAAACAACUCGUCGCUCCAGUACCUCAAAGUUUCUGCUCUUUAAGACGCUCUGAUAGUAAUGGCGUCUGCACCUGUCACAGCAGGGAAAUGCACCUACUGCACAAACCCAUCCAAGUACACCUGUCCACGCUGCAACACCCUGUACUGCUCCUCCUCCUGCUAUAGGAACCCAAAUCAUGUGCAGUGCUCUGAGAAUUUCUACAGGGACCAGGUGGAGGAAGAGAUGCAUGGCUGCACAGUGUCAGAGGAGUCUAGGAGGAAAAUGAUGGAGAUCCUGCAGCGAGUGAAGUCUGGGGAAUCAGUAAUGGAGGCAGAAGAUGGACCACUGGACUCAGAUGAUGAUGAGAAUGAGGAGGACUUGAGUGUCAGGAUGGCAGGGAUCGACUUGAACGACAGUGAGGCUGUGUGGAGGAACAUGACAGAAGAGGAGCGGCAGGAUUUCCAAAAGCUGGUCAAGAAGGGAAACUUUGAGGAGCUAAUCCCUGCCUGGAGUGCAUGGUGGGAUCAGGAGGUGCAGCUAGUACAGGAAAUUACCUCAGGCUCCCCUACCUCUCCUUCAUACACCGUCAAUUGCCCUGAUAUUGUGGAGGUUCCCCCACUGAGUGAACUUACGAAGGUUACUCCAUCCCCUUGCCUUCCCUACAACAUCCUCAACGUACUGGCAGCUUAUGUGUGGACAGUGCGGCUCUUCAAUGGUGACCACCAGGACAGCAGCCAAGAUGCCACUGAGGCCAUCCUUACCCUGUCUUCUGUCCUGGCCUCUGGUGCAUCCUAUGAGGAGGCUGCAUUGGCUGUUGAAAGCCCCAAGAUGGAAGCACAGAAUCACUUGUGGCUUCAAGAGAGUGAAGAGUUUGCAAACACAGUAAGAAGGGAUGUGUGGAAGAUCCUGCAAGGUCCAACCUCGAGUAACAAGACCUACUACAUACGAGCAGCCCUCUCUGAGAUACACGUCCUCCUCAACACCUGCAAGACAGCCCUGGCAAAGAAAAAAAGGUCCUCAGGACCAAGGAAGGGGAUGUUUACCUCUACAUUUCCAGAAGAAAACACUCAGGUGGAACUCAAAAUAACUACACUACCCAUGGUCAAGGCAGUUAUCAAGAAGGUGGAGUUCCUCUUGUCUUAUGCACUGGAAUACUCAGAGCUCCUGGCUGCCAUGUCUCCCCCCUAGGAUGGCAAGUCUAGAGGAAGACUGAAGGAGCCAUGAGAAAAAUGUUGUUACACACUGUUCUGGUCUUUUAUUUGCAGCUAAUAGUCAAAGAAAUCUUCAGAGUGUCUGAUGAGUAAUUUGAAAACUGACCAAGGUUGUGGUUAUGCUUGUGUGUUUUUUUAAUUGCUCCCUAAGAAACCAAGACCUUUGAGAAACUAAAGGAUCCUAAGGUGAGAUUUUAGCCUCUCAUCCUUACAGUUUUCUCCCAGUGAAUCACAGCAAAAGUAAAACUUCCAGUGAUGUGCCAUAAUUUUGUAAUAGAUAAUAUUUUAUCAUUGUACAGGAAAUACAACACAAGUAUUUUUGACCAUUUCCUGCAGUACAAAACUAUCAAGAUGAGGAGUGUGAACAAAGGGCUUGCUUGAUCUUUGGCCUGGUGCCAUGUCAUUGAUUCCCUAUAGUGUUGAAAGUUCUCAGCAACCUCUGUCUUUUAUGUCAUUCAUGUCAAAAUAAAAAAAAAACAAACAAACUUAUACUUAAGGCUAAACUGAUUCUGUGAAAUAUUUUAAUUCUAAAGUAAUUUGACUUAUUUUUUAAUUACUCGCUCUCUUUUGUAGCUCUUCUUUCUCGAGGGUGACCCACUUGCCCGUCCAUGCAGAUGGGCAUGAUAUCCCACAGUUAUUUAAUUUCAGUCUGCUGCACCUUCUCAUUUCAUACAAAGUUCCCCACUUCAGCCCACUCUUUCAAGUUCAUUUUUAUACAUACCUACUUUCCAAUUACUUUUCAAUAAUUUUUGAAUGACCUAACAAAGUAGGAAAGACACUUAACCAAUGAGGAGUGUGAUAAAUAAGGAAUUACAUGUCCAAGAAGACUGGUGUCAGUAGUGUUGCAUGGACAAAACACUUGUGGCACGACCACUGAUGAUGCUUAUAGUAAGGAAUCAGCUCUGCGGUGUAGAGGUUAGUGUGCUCAGCUCUCAUAUCCAAGGGUUCAUAUCUUGGGCCAGUAAAAGAAUUUGGAUUUUGUGUUCAUUCAUGCUGUACAGCCUCCACAAAGAUGCCCAAAGUGUGUGGCAUUUUGGUAAACCUCCCCUAGUGAUUGGGGGAGCCUUUAUCCUGCACUGGGGUCAUAUACAUAGACUGUUAGUCUAUAGUAUUGCUUUUAAUUGCCAUCACACUUCUGCUUACCUCCUCUGCAGUGCUCAUCCAUUAACUCUCUCUCUCUCUCUCUCUCUCUCUCUCUCUCUCUCUCUCUCUCUCUCUCUCUCUCUCUCUCUCUCUCUCUCUCUCUCUCUCUCUCUCUCUCUCUCUCUCUCUCUCUCUCUCUCUCUCUCUCUCUCUCUCUCUCUCUCUCUCUCUCUCUCUCUCUCUCUCCACUUGAUCUUAUGAGCUACUUUUCUGAAACUGAAAAAAAGAAGCCACACAGAUGGUGGAAGAAGCAAUAUUAGGGGAGGACAGCAUGUUUCUUCUCACAUGCUGGCUGCAAAGUACAGUAUACAUAUAUUAACUGUGAUGUAGCUCAUGUUCUACAACCCUUGGCUUUUAAAGUGUCUUCCCCCCUCUAGGAUGCAGUGUAUCCUAAUGUUUGUAUUUAGGCUGUCAGUUACCAGUGGACCUGUAGCACCUCUUCAGUCCAUUCUGCAGGGUGCCAGUGUAUGUGCCCACAGUGUUCUAUCACUUGGGUGACGAAAAAGCUGGUAGUAUUUGCUUCAGGGUUUUAGAGGGCAUUAUGGAGCUUGCAACCUGUGUUCAAGGAGCUAUUCAUGAGCAUAACUUUGUACAUGGGGUUUGUAUGAAUACAUAACAUAUUUGCAAGCAUAUCGCAAUUUAUUAAAAUCUAACUGCUUUUGAUAUUUUUUUGCAAGAUGUAUUUUCUUAUAUCUUCCCUGUUUUAUAUGAUUGUUUUCUAUAUUUUUUCUAACAUGUAAGAUAUUCUGUAGUCCUACUGUGUGGGGUCUGUUGAAAAAUGUCCAACCCUAUGGAAGGGAGAGAAUGUCUUACCCUGUGAUUCCAUGUUCAGUCUCCUUUGGAAUGGUCUCUUAGUGACAUUAAUCACAUUGAUCUUCCCAUCCCACUGACCUCAGUAAUGUUGAUGAUGAUCCUCAUAGACUGAAAUGACUGUAUUCAUCCCAAUUAUGUAACACUUUACCCUGAGCAGUUCUUUUCUUACUGUAAUGCUGUAAUAGAAAUGUUGUGAGGACACCUUCCCCUUUUUUACUGUGAUAUUACCCAAAAUAAAGUGUGGAUUAAAA